AUGGCCUCUUCCGUUGUCUGUUGGGGUUGCUUUUCAAAGCUCCGUCCAGCUCCCUGUCUGCUUCACCCGCCUUUCGUUCCCCGAAUUGCUUUUUUCCACACCACGGCUCCACUCUUUGCAUUGCCUGUCAAAAAGAAGUCGAACCGCAUGGAUACAGGUCCCAAAUUUCGCGAGUCUCGGUCGGCUCGUAUUAAAAAGAAGGUGAAGCGUGAGAAGCCUCGCACUCCUCUCCCUGGCGAACGGAGGGCCUUGAGGGAACGCAUUGUUCUCAGUAAUACCAAUGCCCUUGAGGUCCCAGAUAUGCAGGAUAUGUCCGUGGAAAAUAUGGGGAAUGCUGAAAUGCGCGGCCACAUCGUUGGUUUGCCAAUGUCGUUGGUAGAUAGGUUGAGAGGAGCUCGCUCUUUCAAAACCACCCAGGGCUGGAACUUGUUUAGGAGGCCAGGGACUCUGGUUAGGAGUGAAACAGUUGAGUUGGGUAAAUUGAUUAAUGAUAUUGGAGAGAGCGAGGGCGAGAUGAAAGGUAAAACUGUGAAGAGAAUUAUCACGGGUGAGAAGGGAGUUGGUAAAAGCAUUCACUUAACACAAGCAAUGACAAUGGCCCUUUUGAAAGACUGGGUUGUCGUCACCGUUCCUGAAGCUCAGGACCUCACAAUUGGACAUUCUGCCUACUCCCCGACCAAUACAGAGCCAGUGCAAUAUGUGCAAAACGAUGUAGUUGCUAAGUUGCUUCAGCGCAUUGUUACAGCCAAUGCACCUGUACUUUCCAAACUUCAUAUAUCACAGAAACACCCCCAUUUGAAGGCGCCAAUUCGUCCUGAGAUGUCUUUGUCGCAUUUAGCCAACAUAGGUAUUGAUGAUACUGCGUAUGCCUGGUCGAUAUUUCAGGCUCUCUGGUCCGAGUUGACAGCAACGAAAGCGACAACCGAUGCUGAGAAACAGAAGCCUUUCACUCCACGCCCACCAAUGUUGGUCACAGUCGAUGGUCUUUCACAUUGGAUGAUGAACUCUAAAUACCGAAACGCCGAAUAUGAGGUUAUUCAUGCUCAUGAUCUUGCAUUGGUCAAUCAUUUCCUUUCAUUAUUGUCGUCAAAUCGACCUUCUUCAGCUCUGCCCAACGGAGGGCUCCUCCUCUACUCCACAUCUGCCUCCAAUACACCAACCAUUUACACGUUCGAAGUUUUGCUUAAACAACUCGCAGCCCGGACUGCUGGUUUUUCCACUGACUCACCCAAGUUCCCAGCUGCUGACCCAUACCGUCGCCCUGAUCCACGAGUCCUUGCGCUGUUUAACGAUGCUAAGGAUCUGACUACUCAAAUGCUCGUCGGCUUGAGCAAAAAAGAUUCAAAGGUAUUACUGGAGUACUUUGCGCUCAGCGGUAUUUUAAGAGAAAAAGUCACAGAAGAGUUUGUUAGUGAGAAGUGGACUUUGUCUGGCAAGGGUAUCGUCGGGGAGCUGGAGAAGUUGGGCAGGAGGGUUAUAGUGCCACCUCCAAUUCCUGUGCUGGCGAAAAGCUAA
Messenger RNA from Paracoccidioides brasiliensis Pb18, 1515 nucleotides. RefSeq lists its product as uncharacterized. Gene Ontology annotation, cellular component: mitochondrial small ribosomal subunit. The transcript is spliced from 2 exons. Gene Ontology annotation, molecular function: structural constituent of ribosome. The record is from RefSeq and is a predicted model, not a curated record. The coding region runs from base 1 to 1515 and encodes 504 amino acids.